This is a messenger RNA of Dissoconium aciculare CBS 342.82, 624 nucleotides long. RefSeq lists its product as uncharacterized. NCBI's taxonomy places the organism in Eukaryota, Fungi, Ascomycota, Dothideomycetes, Mycosphaerellales, Dissoconiaceae. Bases 144 to 470 code for a protein of 108 amino acids. The record is from RefSeq and is a predicted model, not a curated record. Gene Ontology annotation, molecular function: protein binding. The transcript has 2 exons.
UGGCGAAGCAAUCGAGCUGACUAGGCAAAACCCGAAUUAUUUUCAACAAGGCUCGCACCAUUUCAGCCAUCGGGCAGGAUGACGAAGCAGGCGAACGUCUGAAGCAGUGCCUGAACAUCAGGCUCAAGCACGCCAAAUACCAUAUGUACACGGGUUACACCUAUCAUCGUCUUGGCAAUUUGCUGUAUACGAAAGACUCGCUGCGCGCCUCAAUUGACAAUCUCCGCGAGGCGGUCGAAAUCUUGAGGGAAGGGCAGGGGACAUCGUUAGGUGCCGCUGCAAGAUCAAAGUUUCACCUCGCGCGCACACCACAGGACUUGGGCAACUUUGAAGAAUCGAAUCAACUGUAUAAAGAGAGGGACGCAGAUUUACUUCAGUGCGGGUACGCGGUUGAGGCCAGACAGCUCCAUCCUGGUAUCUGGAGCAGUUUGUGCUAUUUUGUAAUAGGUGAACGCAUUGUUUCUUCGUAGAGAUGCUCCGUCGACUACGAAAGGUCGAACAUCGACUUCGAAAUCAACAAAGUGCCUUUGUUUGCCCGACUCCGCGUUCGUGGAGAGCUUUUGGACGGCUACUUUGUAUGGGAGGAGUUCAAUUGAGAAUUUGCCUGAGCGAGCAAACUAGGCU